GGCUACAGAGAAGGCCGAUGGAGAAUUCCGACAACCGGGCCGAGGUGGUUCUUCUGGCUUGCGGGUCUUUCAACCCCAUCACGAACAUGCACCUGCGACUUUUCGAACUGGGCAGAGACUGCUUGAACAACAGCGGGAAAUACAAAGUGGUCAAAGGGAUCCUUUCGCCAGUGGGGGAUGCCUAUAAGAAGAAGGGGCUGAUCAGCGCCAGUCACCGGGUGACCAUGGCACGACUUGCCACGGAAAGCUCCGACUGGGUGGGAGUGGACGACUGGGAAAGCGGCCAGAAGGAAUGGCAGGAGACCGUCAAAGUGCUCAGAUACCAUCAAGAGAAGUUGAACCGUUCGUAUUCCAUGAAUGACUUCGAUGAAGUGGCUUCGCUGAGCAAACCUGGCCGCAAGAGGAAACGAGAGGCAGGUGGACGUCUUCCUGUCAGAAGGAAUCAAUUGACUUCAGAAACUAAAGGUGUUCCCCAGCUGAAGUUGCUCUGCGGCGCAGACAUCUUGGAGUCGUUUGCAGUCCCCAACCUCUGGAAGCCGGAAGACAUUUUGGAAAUCCUGACCAACUACGGCAUGGUGUGCGUCACCCGACCUGGAACCCAGGCCCGGAAAUUCAUCUACGAGUCCGACAUCCUCUGGAGCCAGAAGGAGCACAUCCACCUGGUGGAGGAGUGGCUCACCGACGACAUCUCGGCCACCAAGAUCCGGAGGGCACUGAGGAGGCAACAGAGCAUCCGGUACCUGGUGCCUGACAGCGUCCUCGCUUACAUCGAAAAGCACAAAUUGUACACCGCCGAGAGUGAAGACCAGAACAGCGGGGUCAUCCUAGCGCCUUUGCAGAGGUACACUGAGGGGGGCAGCAGACCCUGGUCUAGUGUGGACGUCAUACUGCCUGAUCACCUCACCCUGGUUAAGGAGAUCAAGAGCCAUCACCGGCUCAUGUGUUCUCCUUUUGCCCCUUCCCUUCUUCUCUCCUGCACACGAAUCCCCCAGCUUACAGAGGGAGGGAGGUUUUGGGGUUUUACUGUUGUCUUCUCCACUCUUGGUGUGUUCUGCUUGUUUGCCAUAAUGCCUGCGGAUUUUAGUGGCACCUGGAACUUCGUUUCUAGCGAUAAUUUUGAAGGUUACAUGCUGGCCUUAGGUAUUGAUUUUGCAACUCGCAAGAUAGCAAAAUUGCUGAAGCCCCAGAAGGUUAUUGAACAGGACGGGGACUCCUUCUCUAUCCGGACGACCAGCACUUUCCGGAACUACUCUGUCCAGUUCAAAAUUGGGGAGGAGUUUGAGGAAGACAACAAAGGCCUGGACAACAGGAAAUGCAAGAGCGUUGUUACCUGGGACGGUGACAAACUCGUUUGUGUCCAGACGGGAGAGAAGAAAAACAGAGGCUGGAGUCACUGGAUCGAAGGAGAUGAGCUCUAUUUGGAACUCCGGUGUGAAGACCAAGUAAGCAGGCAAGUUUUCAAGAAAGUGUGAAGCAAAUUCCAGAGACGUAACAACUGUACAACUUUGUGGAAGAGUUGAUGAGUAGGUGCUGAAUUCACAACCAUGGAUCGAGAUGGUAGCUUUACAAGUCGAAUGUUUUGUUGCUUGCAUUUCCCUAAAGAUCUUCAGAUCGGAAACUGUAAUUGUCACCAGCGCAUAUUAAAGAUAACUUCCAGCAAUGCAA
Messenger RNA from Heteronotia binoei (common prickly gecko), 1665 nucleotides. RefSeq names its product nicotinamide nucleotide adenylyltransferase 1 (gene NMNAT1). The coding region runs from base 18 to 1472 and encodes 484 amino acids. Lineage: Eukaryota; Metazoa; Chordata; Lepidosauria; Squamata; Gekkonidae. Gene Ontology annotation, biological process: NAD+ biosynthetic process. Gene Ontology annotation, molecular function: lipid binding; nicotinamide-nucleotide adenylyltransferase activity; nicotinate-nucleotide adenylyltransferase activity. The transcript is spliced from 9 exons. The record is from RefSeq and is a predicted model, not a curated record.